This is a messenger RNA of Suillus subaureus, 1309 nucleotides long. Its product is annotated as Alpha/Beta hydrolase protein. The transcript is spliced from 5 exons. Gene Ontology annotation, molecular function: hydrolase activity. The record is from RefSeq and is a predicted model, not a curated record. Bases 99 to 1100 code for a protein of 333 amino acids. Lineage: Eukaryota; Fungi; Basidiomycota; Agaricomycetes; Boletales; Suillaceae.
UAGAAUAAAUCUCUCAAAUCAUUUAGUUACUUAUGCAUGCAUUUUAAAACAGAAUCUACGAAACACAGCCCAUUCCUACAGCUUGUGUUCAUACCACCAUGAACGAGAGCCUUGUCUCAAAGUACAAAGAUAUCGUCACCUCCAGAGGAUUGACUUACCACUAUCUGUCCUUGCCAGCUGUGGACGACAAGCCCACUCUACUCUUUAUUCAUGGCUUUCCCUCGAUUUCAUACGAUUGGUAUCAUCAGAUCAACUACUUCUCUGAGAGGGGAUUCGGAGUAGUAGCGCCCGACAUGCUCGGAUACGGCGGCACGUCUAAACCUACCGAUAUGUCUCUCUUUCUGCACACCGCCAUCGCGCAAGACUUGCUUGACAUUCUUGAUGCCGAGAAAGUCCAAAAAGCCAUAGCCGUUGGGCAUGACUGGGGCGCACGCAUGAUCUCCCUCCUGUCAAUGAAACACUCUGACCGUUUCUUGGGUUUCGCGUGGGUUGUCGUCACAUACCAACCGUACGGUCCCUUCCCUCCCAUUGAUGUUAUCUUGGAGAUGAAUAUUAAAGAAUUCGGUCGGCCGCUACUGGGGUACUGGAAGUUUUUCGAACAAGAAAGCGCUCCCCAAACCAUCGAGAAGAACCUGGAAUCAUUGAUUUCCGUGCUUUAUCCGGAUGACCCAGACAGUUGGCUGACUCUGAUGAAUCAACCCGGGGAGAUACAGGCCUUUAUCGAAAAUGGAAAGACGACAAAGAGAGCUAGUUAUCUCACAGACGAGCACCACUCACGCUUGUUAGAGUCACUGAGGAAGGAUGGGUUAACGAGUGCCCUGAACUGGUACCGGUGCACGCUCGGUGGUGUCAAUUCCCGCAUCAUGGAAGAGAUACCAGAAGAAAAUCAGUUUAUCAAGAAACCCGCGUUCUUCGCGGUCGCAAGGAAAGACCACGUAUGCGUGUAUGAUUACGCCGUAUCAUCUAUGAAGAAAUACGCGACGGGAGGUCUCAAGAUGGUAGAGUUCCAAGGAGGACACUGGAUUCACUUGGAGGAACCGGAAACGUUCAACAGAGAGCUUGAGGGUUGGAUUUACGAUACAUUACAACAAAGUUGUUGAGCAACGUACGCGGGUUGGUCACGAAGACUCAUGAACAUCAGCCGUAUAUCACAAAUUCACGAUCUACCCGAGCCCAACUCUCACCCAAGACGUUGUAAAUCAAGGGGUGAUUUCUGGUUUGCACAUCAUGGAACGCGGGGGCGACUGUAGACGAAGACAACACGAGAAUUGAAUUAGCCAGCCAUUUGAGUUCCUCAAAUCGUGCGCGU